AAAAUAAAAUAAAAUCUGUGUGAUGCAUAGUAAUCAUGAUGUGAUAGGUUGUUUCUUAAAUAACAGGUACUCCCCAAACAUCCUCAUAUAAUUCAACAUCUCUUAUCCUGUUCCAACACUGCACAAAGAUUCCAUUUUUUUCACCCUUCAAAAUCUCACAAUAUUUUGAUGUAACAAAAAAAAAACAUAACAAAACACAAAACAAAACAAGGUUUUGCUGUUGUCAACUUUUUCCAUCACACCCUUUUCAAAAACACUACUGCUUAAUUUGUUUCCAUGGCUGAAGAUUCCAAUUCAAACCUUAGAAUCAGCAUAGAAAGCAAUCCUACAGAGUCACGCCUAGCUGAAUUGAACAUCAAGUGCUGGCCCAAAUGGGGGUGUUCUCCAGGGAAAUAUCAGUUAAAAUUUGAUGCAGAAGAGACAUGCUAUUUGUUGAAAGGAAAGGUAAAAGCAUACACAAAAGGGUCAUCAGAUUUUGUAGAGUUUGGUGCUGGAGAUCUUGUGACAAUUCCUAAAGGACUGAGUUGUACUUGGGAUGUUUCUGUUGCUGUGGAUAAGUACUACAAAUUUGAGGCUUCAUCUUCUUCAACAUACUAAUUAAUUAACUUCUUAAUCAGUGUCAUAAUCAUAAUUGUUAUGAUUAAUUUAGAUGUAGAAGCUUUUUUCAUUUAUGGAAUUUAUAUUCUUUUCUUUCACAAUUUUGCCUAUUAUGUGGAAGACUUGGGUGGUUGGUUUUUUGUUAUGUGGGGAAAGUGGCAGUUUUAGUCAAAGGAGGAACCAAUCAGUCAAAUGAAUGAAUGUUCUGUUCAAACCAAAGUGUUCAAUAUAUUCAUAUUUUAAAUACAA
Molecule: messenger RNA, 846 nt
Organism: Cicer arietinum (chickpea)
Lineage: Eukaryota; Viridiplantae; Streptophyta; Magnoliopsida; Fabales; Fabaceae
Source: RefSeq, a predicted model, not a curated record